Molecule: messenger RNA, 582 nt
Organism: Colletotrichum karsti
Lineage: Eukaryota; Fungi; Ascomycota; Sordariomycetes; Glomerellales; Glomerellaceae
Exons: 2
Coding region: 1-582 (193 amino acids)
Source: RefSeq, a predicted model, not a curated record
AUGGCUUCACCAGUUUCAAUGCGCUCAAUGCUCGGCUUGUCGGCCUCCACAGCUUCUACGAAUGACAGCGUUCUAGUCAUCAUCGAUGCGCAGAACGAGUACGCCAGCGGCAAGCUAGCAAUCUCGAACGUGGAGUCUUCUCGUGCUGUUCUUGUGUCUCUUCUUCAGAAAUACCGUGCCGCAAAAGCACCUAUUAUUCACGUCAUCCACGAAGUACCGUCUGGCGCUCCUGUCUUCACGCCCGGAACGGAGCUGGCCGAGGAAUUCCCAGAGCUGAAGCCCCUCGAAGGCGAGAGUGUAGUCACGAAGCACUUCCCUGGAUCGUUUACCGACACCAACUUGCAAGACCUGCUGAAGGCCACGGCUAGAAGCAAGGUUGUGCUGACUGGAUACAUGGCUCACGUAUGCGUUUCGACAACUGCACGACAGGCGAGCGAGAAGGGCUGGGACGUUAUUGCCGUUGAGGAUGCCAUUGGAGACAGAAACAUCCCAGGAACAACUGCAGAGGACUUGAAGAGAGUCAGUCUUGCCGAGAUUGCGGAUGCUUUUGGUACUGUCAUUCAAAGCAAGGAUAUCGUGUGA